GUUGUUAAUCUAUAAUAGAAAGCUUGACUUAUCUAUUGUGUGAAUUGUGAAAGGUAGUGAAGAAAGAAAAUAAUGUUAACUGAAUUAAAAUAUCAAAGAAAGGAAAAGAUUUAUGACGAUUGAUUUUGUUGAUUAAUGAGAUCAAAGAUUAUCAUCACUGGUUGACUUAUAAAAACAUCAGGAAGUGUUCAAUUAAAAAAAAGAGUAACAUGGUUAGUUGUAGUGCGGUUGCAAAUUGAAAUCCCAAUAUUUAUGAGUUUUGAAAAGUGUCAACAAAUAUCAUGAGGAAUUCAAUUAUGUUGUUGAAAAUCAUUCUCGUAGUGAACAUUGCAUUUGUACAUGGAAGUGGAUUAAGGUGUGAUAGAACACCGGAGGCUUCUUCAGCUCAAAAAUCCCCACCCGAUGGUCGUUUUCGAUUAAUGAUUGCAAAUGAUCCCCAACGCUAUCUUCCUGGCGAAACCUACAACAUCACUCUCGAAGGCAUCUCACGUUUUUAUCAAUUAACACAACAAAAGUUCACGGGAUUUUUUGUGACAGUCGAACCUGAUUUUUCUGACAUCCGACAUGCCGACUUAGCAUUUAAUGAAAUAAAUGUUGGAAGAUUUCUUAUCACAGAUAACGCAGCAUCAAAAUUUUCUGAAAAGUGUCAGAACUUGGUAACACAUACAAGUUCAGUUCCGAAAAGUGAAGUUAUGAUAUCAUGGACAGCACCACCACUCGGAAGUGGUUGUCUAGUUUUUAAGUCAACUGUGAUAGAACAUCGUGAUGUUUGGUAUAGCGAUGAUGGAGCUUUGAGUAAAGUUUUAUGUGAAGACGACGCUGAUUCUGGUGACACGCAGCCAUUCGUUCUUGAAGAAUGCACAGCAUGUGACGAAGCAAAAUACGAGUUGACGUUUGAAGGUCUUUGGUCGCGUCACACUCAUCCAAAGGAUUUUCCUGAUAACGGUUGGUUGACAAAAUUCAGUGAUGUGAUUGGCGCAUCACAUACCAGAGAAUUCCGCUUUUGGACUUAUGGUGAAGCAGCCAGUGAAGGAUUAAAAGAACUCGCUGAACAUGGAUCAACGAGACAACUUGAAAGAGAAUUAAAGGAUGAGGGCGAACAUAUCAGAACAAUUAUUAAAGCUCGAGGCAUUUCAUAUCCGAACGUAACAGGAAAAACUUUUGCAGUGUUUGCUCAACUAAGUUUCGUAGUAAAUCACAGUGACGUUUCAAUGAUUUAUCCAUCGCCUGAUUGGUUUGUGGGUGUUAGUGGAUUAGAAUUAUGUUUGGGAAAUGGUUCGUGGGUGGAAGAAAAAAUUCUUAAUUUGUAUCCUUACGAUGCUGGUACUGACAGCGGUCCUACUUACAUUUCAUCAGAUCAACCGACAAUACCAAAGGAAGCGAUAAGAAGAAUAAAACCAAAUCAACCGAAUGAUCCACGUUCACCAUUUCAUGACCCUGAAAACAUGGAGAUGAAACCAUUAGCACGUUUAUAUAUUUCAAGGCAAAGGUUGUACGAAAAGAAUUGCGAGAAUCAGGAAAAUAAUCAAUAUUACGAGCAGGAAAGUGUAAAAGAUUGUGCAGUUACCAGGUGGUCUCAAUGGUCGGAUUGUGACUCACCUUGUGGCAAGGGACAACGGACAAGACAACGCAGCUUCAGAAAUCCCGGCUUGUCAUAUGACAGAAGCUGUAAAAAGAAGUUGAUUGAGUACGAAGAAUGCCAGGGAACGGAUGAUAAUUGUAACGAUGAUAGAAAUGAUUAUCAUGAUAGAAAUGAAAAUGAAGCUGAACAAGAUCCUGAAAAUCAAGACCCCGAAUGUACUUUGACUGCUUGGACGGAGUUCGGUGAAUGUUCAAAGCCCUGUGGAAGAGGUCAACGAACAAGAACUCGUGAAUAUGUCAACCGACAUAAUCAGAAAAGGUGUCAGAAACGUAAUCCCGUAGAAUUGGAGGAAACUGAAGAUUGUGACGGUUUACAUUGUUCUGGGGACAUCGAUGAAAAUCAACAACAAGUAAAAGAUAUUCAAAAGAAUCACAGGAAUUGCCCAGUUACCAGAUACAGUCCCUACAGCCAAUGUUCAGUCAGCUGUGGUUUAGGUCAAAGAGUUCGUGUGAGAAUUCCCAGCACACAUCAAAGACGAGAUGAAAAUCUCCAAAAAAUCAUUCACUUGUACAACAAAUUGACAUCAAGAAAUAAUCGAUACAACGAUGAUUACAACGACGAUGACGAAAAAAAUUUUAUGGAAACCGACGUGAGAGAGAUUUCUGUCCAAGAUCAUCCGUGUUAUGGCACUGAAUUGAUAGAUGUUUCGUUUUGUGGUGUGAGAGAUCAACAAUGUGAUGACGAUGAACAUGGAAUUCCAGUGCUUUGUCUCCUCAAACCUCCUCUCAAGAGAUGCAAUGAAACAAUUAAACAAAAUCGAUGGUACUACAGAAAAGCAAUUGAUGAUUGUGGAAUUUAUCUGUACACGGGAUGUGAUGAUAAUCUAAAUAGUUUUGAGAGUCAAGAGGAGUGUCUUAAAACGUGCAGAAAAGACGAUGACCUAGACAACAAUUUAAAAUCAUCUCAGACAGAGAACAGUAGAGAGCAAAUUUGGAACAGUAUACGAUCACAUUCUCUUUCCAACUAUGGUCGUGAGAUGGAUGAAAAAAUUGAUUGCAAAGUAUCCCAUUGGAAGCACGAGCCCUGCAAUGCUACAUGUGGUGAAGGAUAUCGAUGGAAAUUCAAAUCCAUUAUCCAACAUCCACAGAAUGGUGGUCUUCCAUGUCCGAGAACAUUAUUUCAUUUUGAACGAUGUUUUAAGGAUUGCGGCAGCACGAGAAUUAUUGCCAUGCCAACCAAGGGUAAUUCGGUUCAUUCCCAUCACCAUCAUCAAUGUCGAUACUCAAAUUGGAGUGCUUGGAGUCCAUGUAGUAAAACUUGUGGUGAAUCUGCUGUUCAAAUUCGUACACGAACAGUUCUUAAUCAUCAAACUACGCAUUCGUGUAAUGAGCGGCUUGAAGAGAGACGGUGUGAAGUCAUGCCAUGCCUUGUCGGAAGCGGUUACAACUACAAUUACAAUUACCGCUCAUAACUUCUCAAGUGAAGGUGAAAAUAAAGGAGAACAAAAAAAUUGUGUUGUUUUUGAACCUUUUCGGUUUUUCUUUUCUUCAUCUUUUUUUUUGCAACGAACAAAAAAGUGUUAAAGAUUAACGAGUUGGAAAAGUUUCCUAAUUUUCUUUCUUUUUCCUUUAAAUAAUGUAAUAGCAAAGAACAAGAAGAAGAAGGAAAAUAUAAACUUUUGGAUAUUAAAAUUUGAAAAAAAACUCUCAGAGAAAGAUUUGGAUUUAAAUUGUUGGUUGUGUUAUAAAUUUUCUUGUACAAAAAGAUUUGCUUUUUCUUAUUAUUCAAUUUUCUUUUCUUUUCAUAUAGAAGCAUAAAGUAUUUUGGGACGAGACUCGAUACAAUAAAUUGCAAACAAAGCAUGAAUGUGUUUUAUUAAAAAGAGAAAUGUUGGAGGUUUUGAAUUUAGAAAAUUUCAUCAAUUACUUUUCAGAGCAG
Messenger RNA from Clunio marinus, 3520 nucleotides. Lineage: Eukaryota; Metazoa; Arthropoda; Insecta; Diptera; Chironomidae. The record is from the annotation of a GenBank genome assembly.